UCCUCCCUCUCCCUCUCCCUCUCUCUCUCUCUCCCUCAGCCCCAUCUUCCGUCGUGUUCGCUUCGCUGUUCCUAGGGUUCCGCUCGGAGCCGCUCCGAUGUCGAGGUUCGAGUACCCGAGGCUCUCCCGAUCGGAGAUACUGUCGUUCCUCGUCGACUCCCAGAUCUUCACCAGCGUCUCGGCGCAGCACCUCGCUGAUCCAACCCCGGAUUUCGUGUCCGAUCUCUACACCCAGCUCUUGAUCUACCUCGAUUCUUUCCAAGAGGAAGAUGGGCAAAUGGAGUUUGAGGCGCUUGAGCGGCUCGAGAACCCGGACUUCCACGUGGAGUCGGUGCGGAAAAUGAACCUGUGCAGCCGAGUGAAGGAGGUCGUGGCCUCUCUGCGUUGUCCCACACAGUUUAACCUGAAGGAUCUGGUGAAGCCCGACGCGGAGCGGACCGAGAUUUUUGUCAGCGCCAUUCUCAAUUUCUGUUUCCACAAAGACAACAAAAUGAAUCUCUUAAAACCGAUAGUGGAAGAACUGAACCUCCUUGACGAACAACAGAAGGAAUGGGAGAAUAAGUUAUCCCAGUUGAAUGCAGAGGUUGCAAAGUUUAAUGAAGCCAGAGAGAUGGAAUUACCUCUUGUUCAAAAGGUAGAUGCAAAGCUGAAAGAACUGCGCCAGACGAUAUCAGAACUUAACAAUCAUCAGAUGUCCUUAAGAACUACUUCUCGAAAGUUGGAGAAGAAGAGUCAAGAAAUGGAUGCCAAGAUCCUUAAUGCUCAGUGUGAGCUUGUGCAAAGUGGUCAAGCCAAUGCAGAGUUACGCUCAAAAGUAGUCCAGUCACCCGAUAAGCUUCAGAGGUCUCUCGAAGAGAAAAAAAUAGUUCAGGAAGAGGCAAGAAAUGCUGAAAACUUGGCAAAGCAAUCUUUUGAGGACAAGAAUGCUGUUAUGGAGGUUUACACAAAGGUGUUCAAAAAAUUGUCCAAGCACUUAACAGUGAUGCAAAAGAUACAAGAACAGGUUAACUCUGCCAAAGCUAUUGAUAAAGAUGUCAAGGUGCUGAAGUCUAAGCUAAGUGAUGAUGGAGUCUUGGAUAAAUCUCUUGAUGCCAAGCUUGUUGAACUGCAGGGAAGAGUGGAACAAUUGGAUGAACUGAGAAAGCAGGCAGAAAAGGAAAGUCAUACUAAAUGUGAGGAAGCUACUAGAGAAGCCAAUAACGUGAAAAUGGAAGUGGAACUUAGGAAACAUGAGUUGGAGGCAAGACAAAGGAAGGUCGAAAGUGUGGUUGCAGAGGUGGAUUCUAUUACUUCAAGGACAAAUUCGAUAAAAGAAUCCUGUGCAGCUGAACAACAAGAGCUAUUACGUAGAUGCGAAGAUACUAUUAAAGAGUUUCGCUGUUACUUAAAGUCUAUUGGAACCGUUCUUCCAAUAGCCUAAGAGCAGGUGCGGAGGUCAAUGGAGGAAUCAUGUGGUUACGCACCCAAAAAGUUGCUACAUUUCUUUGGUACAACUGGCUUGUUGGCUCCGAACUUGCAUGAGCAAGAUGCUUUUAUUCUCCCUUUAGUUUCAUCUACAAAUUUGUUUUUCCAACUUAAACUUGUGAGAGUUCUGGUGUAAGUACAAUAUACUACUAGUCAUGUUUAUUGGAGCUA
Molecule: messenger RNA, 1635 nt
Organism: Rhodamnia argentea
Lineage: Eukaryota; Viridiplantae; Streptophyta; Magnoliopsida; Myrtales; Myrtaceae
Product: kinetochore protein NUF2 homolog
Exons: 11
Coding region: 98-1420 (440 amino acids)
Biological process (GO): mitotic spindle organization; meiotic chromosome segregation; attachment of mitotic spindle microtubules to kinetochore
Cellular component (GO): kinetochore; Ndc80 complex
Molecular function (GO): protein-containing complex binding
Source: RefSeq, a predicted model, not a curated record